Lingula anatina is the source of this 1653-nucleotide messenger RNA. Its product is annotated as ATP-binding cassette sub-family G member 8. Gene Ontology annotation, molecular function: cholesterol transfer activity; ABC-type transporter activity; ATP binding. The record is from RefSeq and is a predicted model, not a curated record. Gene Ontology annotation, cellular component: signaling receptor complex; plasma membrane. NCBI's taxonomy places the organism in Eukaryota, Metazoa, Brachiopoda, Lingulata, Lingulida, Lingulidae. Gene Ontology annotation, biological process: cholesterol efflux; cholesterol homeostasis; transmembrane transport.
AUGACGGGGCCAGAUAUGGAAUCAGUAGAUGGGAGACGUGAUGCUAUCAAUACAAGAUACGAAGAAUACAUUUCGUCCUAUAGUCACCACUUACCGAUGAAUUUACAGGUGGACAGUGUGGUGGCUGAACUGGGCCUCAGACCAGUGUAUGACAGUAAAGUUGGGGGCGCAGAAAUACGCGGCAUAUCUGGGGGAGAAAGAAAAAGAGUCAGCAUAGCAACUCAACUACUUGUGGAUCCAAGUAUUCUGUUACUAGAUGAGCCAACGUCAGGUCUCGACUCAUUCACGGCGCAUCAUUUGGUGGAAACUCUCUCCACGCUGUCGAAGAAUAACCGCACAAUACUCUUAACGAUACACCAACCAAGGUCGGACAUCUUUAAACUGUUUGAUCUGGUGAUGAUCUUAACUGAGGGCAAUGUUGCAUAUUAUGGAGAAGCUGCCAAAAUGAUCCCAUAUUUCACCAAGCUACAAUACCCAUGCCCAGAAUUCACAAACCCGUGUGAUUUUUAUGUUGAUCUCUGUACAGUCGAUACAAAAACUGAAGUCACAGAAAUAGAGUCUUCCCGUCGGGUGGAUUCCUUGGUGAAACAAUACUCCCAGGAAAUGUUACAAAAUGAUAGCGGAGCCUUUGUUAACGGCGCAGAGGACGAACCUACAAGACUUCGAAGGGACUUGGAGGCCACACGACUGUAUCUGCCUGGGUGGUUUACGCAGUGGGCAGUUCUGACAAGGCGUGCUCUGAUCAACAAUUUCGCCGACUAUGGUUUCCUCCUCGUCCAAAUUGCGGAAAGUGUAUUUAUGUCUCUCGUUAUCGGCGUGGUCUACCUGAACCUUCAGUUUGAUCAGUAUGCCAUGAGGGACAGGUUCGCCUUGAUGUUUAUUUUGGGUGCACUCUACCCGUACAUGAUGGUCGUGGAUGUUGUUGGCAAAUAUCAUAAAGAAAGAUGGCCACUUUAUCAUGAUCUUCAAGAUGGACUGUACACCCCUGGACCAUUUUUCUGGGCAAAGCUCGUCAGUGAGAUUCCAGAACACACACUAUUUCUGAUCCUGUAUUCAGUUCCUUAUUACUGGUUGUCCAACAUGCAGAAUGAUGCCUUACUAUUCUUCCAAACGUUUGUGAUUCUGUUUCUCACUGCGUACUGUUGCCGCUGCGUCGGCAUGGCGUUUGCUGCCGUCUUUCCCACAUGCCAAUCUGCCACCACUUUUGCACAAGGAUUUUUUGCAACUAUGCUACUCUCUGGUGGCUUCAUUAUUAACAUGGAUAAUUUAUUUGAAGGUAUGAAAUGGUUAUCCAAUGUGUCCUUUCUGAAGUGGAGUUACCAAUCCUUAUGUUUGGUUGAGCUACCAGGGUUGAACUUUACCUGUCCCUUGCCAAUAGGCACGUGUAUUCAUAAUGGGUCGGAGGCCCUGAAGUACUACUCAAUGGAAAAUAUAGAGAUGUGGAAAAGCUGCACUAUCCUUGGAGCAGAGUCCAUAUUUUUCCUUAUUGUAUUUUACAUUGCCUUAACAUUCAUCAGUCAGAAACCACAAGAGUCAUAAUUGUCAUUUUUAAACAUGAAUGACUUUUGCCAAGACAUUAUGUUCAAUAAACUCUAACAAAAAGUCAAACUGUAAAGUCAAGAGAGAACAAUGAUUAGAUUUCUAAAAUAAUUU